Jaculus jaculus (lesser Egyptian jerboa) is the source of this 1541-nucleotide messenger RNA. It is a transcript of the gene Arpc1b, whose product is annotated as actin related protein 2/3 complex subunit 1B. Bases 117 to 1235 code for a protein of 372 amino acids. NCBI's taxonomy places the organism in Eukaryota, Metazoa, Chordata, Mammalia, Rodentia, Dipodidae. The record is from RefSeq and is a predicted model, not a curated record. Gene Ontology annotation, cellular component: Arp2/3 protein complex; actin cytoskeleton. The transcript has 10 exons. Gene Ontology annotation, biological process: Arp2/3 complex-mediated actin nucleation. Gene Ontology annotation, molecular function: actin filament binding.
UCCGCCCACGAGGAAGUGCCCGGGGCAGGGAGGCGCGGGGCUCAGAGCCGGCUGGGCGCGUCGACUGUCCAGAGUCCGCGGCCGGGGGCGCCCCGACGGUCCAGGAGCUGAGCACCAUGGCCUAUCACAGCUUCCUGGUGGAACCCAUCAGUUGCCACGCCUGGAACAAGGACCGCACGCAGAUCGCCAUCUGCCCCAACAACCAUGAGGUGCAUAUCUACGAGAAGAGUGGCGUCAAGUGGAGCAAGGUGCACGAGCUCAAGGAGCACAACGGGCAGGUGACAGGCAUUGACUGGGCCCCAGAGAGCAACCGAAUUGUGACCUGUGGCACAGACCGCAACGCCUACGUGUGGACGCUGAAGGGUCGCACAUGGAAACCCACGCUCGUCAUCCUACGGAUAAACCGUGCUGCCCGCUGUGUGCGCUGGGCACCCAACGAGAACAAGUUCGCCGUGGGCAGCGGCUCCCGGGUCAUCUCAAUCUGUUAUUUUGAGCAGGAGAAUGACUGGUGGGUGUGCAAGCACAUCAAAAAGCCCAUCCGCUCCACUGUCCUCAGCCUGGACUGGCACCCCAACAAUGUGCUCCUGGCUGCUGGCUCCUGUGACUUCAAGUGCAGGAUCUUCUCAGCCUAUAUCAAGGAGGUGGAGGAGCGGCCAGCUCCCACUCCGUGGGGCUCCAAGAUGCCCUUUGGGGAGCUGAUGUUUGAGUCCAGCAGCAGCUGUGGCUGGGUGCAUGGCGUCUGCUUCUCUGCCAGCGGCAGCCGUGUGGCCUGGGUCAGCCAUGACAGCACCGUGUGCCUGGCCGAUGCUGACAAGAAGAUGGCUGUCGCCACCCUGGCCUCUGAAACACUGCCGCUGCUGGCCCUCACCUUCAUCACCGAGAACAGUCUGGUGGCAGCAGGUCAUGACUGCUUCCCAGUGCUGUUUACCUAUGAUGGUGCUGCGGGCACGCUGAGCUCAGGUGGGCGUCUGGACGUGCCCAAGCAGAGCUCUCAGCGCGGCAUGACUGCCCGCGAGCGCUUCCAGAACCUCGACAAGAAGGCCAGCUCCGAGGGCGCCACGGCCUCUGGUGUGGGCCUGGACUCGCUGCACAAGAACAGCGUCAGUCAGAUCUCCGUGCUCAGUGGGGGCAAGGCCAAAUGUUCCCAGUUCUGCACUACAGGCAUGGAUGGUGGCAUGAGCAUUUGGGAUGUGAAGAGCCUGGAGUCAGCCUUGAAGGACCUGAAGAUCAAGUGAGCUUUGAGGAAUGCUGCCUUCAUCCCAGCUGCUAGGGAAGGAAGGGGACAAGGGGCUGGGGAGGCUAAAGGUUGCUUUGCUGAAUGCUUCUAGGGCACCAGUACAGGUGCCCAUAGGCGCUACACUCCAAGAGUAGGGGAUGACAGCUUCCCUGCCCAUUCAAGGAACAUGUGGCUUUUUCUUAAUGAAAUGCUUUUUCUUAUUGUUAAAAAAAAAAAAUGCUCCCAAAGCACAAUGCUGGUCAUGAAAUGCUUCAGAACUAGAGGUAAUAAAAAUGCAACUAUGGACAGGCAUGCCUGUCUGGAA